CAGGACAGCUCCACUCUUUGUCCAACAUCUCAGCGAGGCUGCAGGGGUGGCCGCUGAUCUCAGAGCUUCACAAUGUCUCCCAAGGAGAAAGAGAAAGAUGCUGAAAAGCCAGCCAAGAAAGACAAAGACCCAGUGAACAAGUCUGGGGGCAAGGCCAAAAAGAAGUGGUCCAAAGGCAAAGUUCAGGACACGCUCAAUGACCUGGUCUCGUGUGACAAAGCGACAUGUGACAAACUUCAUAUUCCCAACUAGAAGCUUAGGACCCCAGCCGUCGUCUCUGAGAGACUGAAGAUUCAAGGCCCCCUGGCUGGGGUGGCCUUUCAGGAGCUCCUUAGUGAAGAACUUAGGAAACUAGUUGCAAAGUACAGAGCUCUGGUCAUUUACACCAGAAACACCAGGGGCAGAGAUGCCCCAGCUGCUGGCGAAGAUGCAUGGACAGAUCCCACUAACUGCCUGCAGCAAGUUCGGUUGCGCGGAGACCGCAGCUGUUCCCUGUCAGUGGAGGCAGCGGCGGUAGAGACGGUGGCGACGACUUGCGGCGGAGGCGAGGAGUCUUCGUCGGCGCGGGCGCAGCCAGGCCUCCUCCGCCCCGCGUCCCUGGCGGCCGCCGGGGCCCUCGUUCUGGUCCUCGGGCCCAUUUUGCAGAUGUAG
Messenger RNA from Panthera uncia (snow leopard), 651 nucleotides. Its product is annotated as 40S ribosomal protein S25-like. The record is from RefSeq and is a predicted model, not a curated record. Gene Ontology annotation, molecular function: structural constituent of ribosome. NCBI's taxonomy places the organism in Eukaryota, Metazoa, Chordata, Mammalia, Carnivora, Felidae. Gene Ontology annotation, cellular component: cytosolic small ribosomal subunit.